This is a messenger RNA of Psilocybe cubensis, 1095 nucleotides long. RefSeq lists its product as uncharacterized. The record is from RefSeq and is a predicted model, not a curated record. The transcript has 4 exons. Bases 1 to 1095 code for a protein of 364 amino acids. Lineage: Eukaryota; Fungi; Basidiomycota; Agaricomycetes; Agaricales; Agrocybaceae. Gene Ontology annotation, biological process: tRNA wobble uridine modification. Gene Ontology annotation, cellular component: elongator holoenzyme complex; cytoplasm; transcription elongation factor complex.
AUGACAUCCUUGUCUUGCGAACUUUUUGAACAAACACAGGAUAUCGAAGGCAUGGAAGUUGGAACACGGACACUGGAGCGUUCGCAUAGACACAAAAUGUCUUCCUUUAAACGUAAGGCAACAGGCAAGCAGACACUCACAGUGUACCCAGGAACGCGCAUAUCGCCUGCUUCGAACCUCAGUCUUAUUACAUCAACUGGUAUAUCUUCUUUGGAUGAUAUCCUGGGGGGUGGGCUGCCACUUACAUGUUCACUGGUCUUUGGUGCUCCGGAUAUCCAUUCAUCGUAUGGGGACCUAAUUCAAAAAUAUUUUGUUGCACAAGGCCUGGGCAACGGGCACAGAGUGUGCGUUGUUGGUGAAGAUGCAGAGAAGUUUGUGCGCGAUAUUAUGUGGUUCCCAAAAGCGCAAGAAUUGCAGCGGGCAGCUGAAUCUGACGACGACGAUAAACCCGCCAAUCAAGACGAAAAAGUGAAGAUCGCGUGGAGAUACGAAAAAAUGAAGCAAUUCCAGACAACGGUAGGAAGCCAGGACGGAGACUGCCUGCCAUUUGAGCUUGCGAGUCGCGUGCCAAAAGAGAUGAUUGAUGACGGAUUGAAAUCUCAAAGGAUACGUGUUGUGAAUGCGGGGACGAACAUGUUUGAUAUUCUAGGAGAAAUCUCGAGGUUUCUGGAGGCCGAGACCAAGGAAGCCACGCGGAUUUGUAUCGCAGGACUUGGAUCAGCAGGCUGGGGCGACGUUUCACCGCAGGUGUGUGAGCGAAUUGUAAAGAGAGAGACGGGGUUGACAGAUAGAAAUGCAGCGAACCCGGGCCUAGCAAGCAUAUUUCCGUCGCAUCAUGGACUGGUGAGUGUGCAGCGAGUGCCGUCACCGCAGACGCAGAGUGCGCCGAGCGAGCGGUUCUCGACGCUGCGGGGACUGGGAAGCAGCGGGGAAAACAAUCUGGGAUUCAAGUGCACACGAAAGCGGCUGGUGUUUGAGACGGUGCACCUGGACAUAGAGGGGGGCACGGGGGAAAGACGGACAAAGGAGAGCAAUGAAGGAGCGAGAAAAGUAAAGACGAGCAGAAAGAAAGUCGUGUUUGAGAAUGAUUUCUAA